This is a messenger RNA of Dendrobium catenatum, 796 nucleotides long. Its product is annotated as cytochrome c oxidase subunit 5C. Bases 404 to 598 code for a protein of 64 amino acids. The transcript is spliced from 5 exons. The record is from RefSeq and is a predicted model, not a curated record. Lineage: Eukaryota; Viridiplantae; Streptophyta; Magnoliopsida; Asparagales; Orchidaceae.
AAAUCCGAUACCAAACAGCCCUUUAGUUUUUUUUCUGGGUUGUGCGGAGUUGUGGCAUACCGUUCGUGUGCUAGGGCUUCUCUAUCUGGGUCGUCUUCCGUCCUUCAUUUGCUAGAGCAGGAGAGGUGACUCGGCGGGUGGAGAGACAACGGUUUUCCGGUCGUUUGGCAGUUGGGAGUCUCGUGACGGUCGCUAGCUUGGUUCUCCGAUUAGGAUUUCUUAUCUCUGUUGGGAACUGAUCUUGAAAGUUCAUAUUCAAGUUCAAAAGAAGAGAUCUGUUUACAAGAAGUGAUCUUAAAGGUUGAUAUUCAAGUUCAAAAGAAAAGGAACAUAUCUUGGAUGUUGAUGAAAUUUUGUUGGCAAUAGAAAGUGGUGGUCUUUGUGGUACUUAAGAAAGAGAAGGAUGGCUGCGCACAAGAUUGCUCAUGCCACUCUCAAGGGCCCCAGUGUUGUUAAGGAGAUAUGCAUUGGGAUAACUCUAGGGCUUUUGGCAGGUGGGCUGUGGAAGAUGCACCACUGGAAUGAGCAGCGAAAAACUAGAGCCUUUUAUGACAUGCUCGACAAGGGCGAGAUCAGCGUCGUUGUUCCAGAAGAAUAGAUUUCCUUGUGUCAUUUAGAAGCUGCAUGGGUCUUACAUUAUGCUAUAUGCAAUAAUUUCAACUCUUAAAACUGCAUUUAUGCUUUGAACAUGAAUGAUGUCUUGCCUGUGUGCAAUGCUUUCGGAAGUUCAUUUUUACUUUUGUGCGUAUAUAACAUUGCUAAUGCGUGAAUAAAUGUGUUACGAUUUUUCCUUUUU